This is a messenger RNA of Malus domestica (apple), 2832 nucleotides long. RefSeq lists its product as uncharacterized. Gene Ontology annotation, cellular component: intracellular membrane-bounded organelle. Lineage: Eukaryota; Viridiplantae; Streptophyta; Magnoliopsida; Rosales; Rosaceae. The record is from RefSeq and is a predicted model, not a curated record.
AUGAAGAAACACCUGUCUUCUGCUACCACCUCUUUGAAGAUGUGGUACUCAUUGCCAAAGCUUCUCAUGUUCUUCUUUGUUUUUGCUGCCUUUUCUUUUCCCUCCAUUUCAUCGCCUUAUCCACCACCUUCUAAUCACUUCUCUUAUCCAGUUUCAUCGCCUUCUCCACCUUAUGAUCAAAGCUCUUAUUCUGAUCACUGUGAUUCAAUUGUUCGCUGGUCAAAACCAAGAACAUAUGUAGCUUCUCAAAUCCUCAACCGCCAUACAGGUUACUACACUGGUGGAAGUGGAAUUCUUGGUCAAAAAUCAUCAUUUCCGCCUUUUCACGAGCCUGAAGAUUCAAUUCAGUUCAACUUCUGGAGUGUUCAAAAAACUUAUGUACCAGGCUUGUUCAUGAUUGAAGGAAGUCUUCUAUUUCCAAGAAGCAGUGUGUCUUACUAUGUGGGAAAUGUCUCAAAAAGUCAUCGACCAAGUUCGGUAAGCUUUAAACUAAGUGGAUUCUGGUCAGAAUCUUCUGGGAAGAUUUGCAUGGUUGGAUCAAGUUCUAAUUACUUGGGACAUGGUCGUUGGCUUUAUUAUUCUGCUGUUCUUAAGCUUUAUAAUGUCAUGAAUUCCACUAAUGUUACUAGUUUGAUUAGUGGAACCUUAGAGAGCCCGAUGAAAUCUAAGAGCAAUCCACAGUAUUUUGAACCAGUCUCGAUUUUGAUAAUUCCUCGUAUAAAUUACGAGUACUCUUUGGUGUCAAAUAAAUCUGAUAACAGUUGUUCUGGUGGAAGAAAUAUUCACCCAAGUUCUUUGCCGAUAGAGACAGUUUGUCCAGUGCUUUCAAGAGUAAGAAGACAUGAGUUUGAGCUCAAAUACUCAAGUCAUUGCCGUUCUGCAAAGAACUGCUCUCCGGUUGCUGCUUCUGAUUUACCUCACAUUUUGUCGUUGAAGGCUAUUGAGUGCUCGGAGAACACAAAAAGGAUGAGAGUUCAAGUUGAAUUUGGAGACAGUAGCAAUCCCUGGUACCGGAGGCCCUUUUAUCCCAAUACAACAUUGGUUGGGGAAGCAUCAUGGGAUGCAAAGAACAAUCAGCUAUGUGUUGUUGCUUGUCGAAUCUUGAAUGCAACAGAUUCUAUCACUAAUAGUACUCAUGUGGAUGAUUGUUCAACAAGAUUGAGCUUGAGGUUUCCUGCAAUAUGGACGAUCGGAAAGACAAGUAGCACUGUGGGCCAUAUUUGGAGCAACAAAAAUGCGACAGAGUUGGGUUACUUUGAAAGCAUCACAUUUGAAAGUCCUCAGAAUUAUAUUGGAAGGUUUCUACCUCCAGGCUUGAAAUAUGAGUAUACUAAACUUGACAAAGUAACCAAGAUGUGCCCGAGAAAGAAGGGUGCUCAUCGCAAGACCUACAAAUAUCCAAAACCGCUUUCUUAUGACAUGCGAUUUGGCAUGCAAGUCAAAUACAAAGGGGAGGUUGCAUGGGGCAGUGCUGCUCCUGUCUCCAUCGGAAACAGGUUUUACCAUCGUUAUGGAUAUUUAAAUGGUGCAAGCAGGGAACGCUUUGUACCUCCUGUGAGCUACAGCUACAACGACAUCCCUGUCAACAUCAGCUACCAAAUAAGCAUCAAUUUCAAUCAGUUGGGAAAUGUAAUUUCUAAACUGAAAAGAUCUUCAAAUUCAAGUGAAGUGAAAAUUUAUGCUGAAGGGAUCUACGAUCCUACUGAUGGAUGCCUGUGUAUGGUAGGAUGCAGAAAUCUGGGCCCAGACAGUCAACAAGAAGCAGAUGAUUCUGUAGAUUGUGAGAUUCUUGUCAAAUUUCAGUUCCCUCCAACAAACAAAAAGAAUGCAGAUGUUAUCAAGGGCAGCAUUGAAAGCACACGGAAAGAGUCCGAUCCUCUUCAUUUUGGAAGUUGGGGUUUGUCUUCAGAUUCUAUUACUGUAGUUGUAGCAGAGCGAUCCAUUUGGAGGAUGGAUGCAGAGAUUACCUUGGUUUUGAUAUCUACCACACUUGCAUGUGUAUUUGUGGCAUUACAACUCUUCCAUGUGAAAAAACAUCCCGACGUGCUUCCCUCCAUUUCCACUUUCAUGCUACUAAUUCUAAGUCUGGGCUACAUGAUACCUCUAAUGCUAAACUUGAAAGCCAUGUUCGUGAAUAACACCAACGUUCAACAUGUGCUCCUUGGAGGCGGUGGAUGGCUUGAAGUUAACGGGGAAAUUGUAAGAGCAGUAACAAUGGUAGCUUUUUUGUUGCAAAUCCGUCUUCUGCAGCUAACAUUGGCAGAAAGAUCACAAAAUGAAACCCGAAAGGAGCUCUGGCUAAAGGAAAGGAAGUCUCUCUUUGUGGUUUUACCUGUAUAUGCUGCAGGGGCUUUAGCUGCUUUCCUUCUGCAUAGACAGAAAUGGACCAAAAGCCACAAAAUUGGCGCCGCAACUUCCUAUCCAGACCAUUCAAUUUUGGGUGCUGCCUUGAAGUCUUAUGCCGGUUUAGUGAUGGAUGGUUUUCUGCUACCUCAGAUACUGCUCAACAUGUUCUGUGAAUCGAAGGAAAAGGUUCUGUCUGUUUGGUUCUACAUCGGAACAACUUUUGUUCGAGGUCUGCCGCAUGCAUAUGAUCUGUACAGGGCUCACAACUCCGCUCUUCGCCAAUGGAAUCAUUCGCACAUUUAUGCAAGUUCUGCUGUAGACUUUUACUCCACUGCUUGGGAUGUCCUUAUUCCGUUCGGAGGUCUGCUGUUUGCUGGCAUCAUUUUCUUGCAGCAGAAGUUUGGGGGUCUUUGCGUUCUUCCUCCAAAGUUGAGAGAUUUUAUUGCAUAUGAGAAGGUUCCGACUGUCGCCGAAACUGAAGGGUAA